Lachnellula hyalina is the source of this 1611-nucleotide messenger RNA. Its product is annotated as putative amino-acid permease. Gene Ontology annotation, biological process: amino acid transmembrane transport. The coding region runs from base 1 to 1611 and encodes 536 amino acids. The record is from RefSeq and is a predicted model, not a curated record. The transcript has 4 exons. Gene Ontology annotation, cellular component: membrane. NCBI's taxonomy places the organism in Eukaryota, Fungi, Ascomycota, Leotiomycetes, Helotiales, Lachnaceae. Gene Ontology annotation, molecular function: amino acid transmembrane transporter activity.
AUGGCAAAUCACUCUCCGGACGGCGUGGUUAACAACUACAAAGAUGUCGAAGGAAGAGGUGCAAAUACAACCCUCACUUUCGUUGAUGAUCAUCCUAUUAUCGCUGACAAGCUGGCUCGAAAGCUCUCGGCGCGGCAGGUUCAGAUGAUAGCUCUUGGUGGAACAAUCGGGACAGGCCUCUUCCUCGGGACAGGAAAAUCCCUUGCAACUGGUGGUCCAGCAUCAAUGCUCAUUGCAUACUUCAUCGUUGGAGCAAUUGUAUUUCUCACUAUGCUUGCGCUGGGAGAAAUGGCUGCGCAUGUCCCAAUAGCCGGAUCUUUCUGUACAUUUGCGGGGCGCUAUGUGGAUGACGCUUUGGGAUUUGCGUUGACAUGGAAUUAUUGGUUCAAUGAUGCUGUUUCUACAGCUGCGGAUUUGGUAGCACUCCAGUUGGUGUUUGCUUAUUGGGAUACGAAUAUGCCAGGAUGGGCGUUGAGUCUCAUAUUUUGGGCGUUCCUUAUAUUGGCCAACAUCAUCACUGUGAAAGCGUAUGGGGAGCUUGAAUAUUGGUUGAGUCUCUUGAAAAUCAUUACAAUUACUAUCUUCAUCAUCUUGGGUAUCGUCGUCAACUGCGGUGCCAGUACAUCCCACACCUACAUUGGAGCAAAGUACUGGUAUAUCGGGGACGCGCCCUUUGUUGGUGGAAUCGGGGGUUUCGCAUCUGUGUUCGUCACUGCGUCUUUCGCAUACGGUGGCACCGAGUCUAUUGCCAUCACAGCAGGCGAGACUAAAAACCCAACCAAAAACCUCCCCCGCGUCGUCAAGAACGUUUUCUGGCGUAUCCUACUAUUUUACAUCCUCUCGGUCCUUCUAAUUGGCCUCAAUGUCCCGUACAAUACCCCGGGCCUCUCCACGAAAAAAGCCUCGACCUCUCCCUUUACCAUCGUCUUCCAAAUGGUGGGCGCUAAAGCUGCCGGAAGCUUCAUCAACGCAGUCAUCAUGACCAGUGUUAUUUCCGCUGGAAACCACGCGCUAUUUGCUGGGACAAGGUUGCUAUACACUCUUUCAGUGGAUUCGCAUGCGCCAAAGAUUUUCGGGAAGUUGAAUCGAAACCGCGUUCCAUGGAUUGCCGUUCUUGCCACUAGUUUGAUUAGUGGUCUCUGCUUUGGAGCGAGCUUUAUCGGUGCCGGACAGCUCUGGACAUGGCUCCAGAAUCUCGUGGGGGUAUCAAAUCAACUUGCUUGGCUGGCCAUUUCGGUGACAUCUUUACGCUUCCGCGCCGCCAUAAAACUCCAGGGAAGAGAACAUGAACUGCCUUUCAAAAACUGGACAUAUCCUUGGGGACCAAUACUCGCAAUCGUGUUAAACACGGUGAUUAUCUUGGUUCAGGGGUGGAGUUCGUUCAGUCCCAAGUUCAGCGGCGUGGAUUUUGUGAGCUACUACAUAGAGUUGCCAAUCAUGUUACUCAUGUAUGUUGGAUGGAAGUUGUUGAAGAGAACGAAGCUGGUAAGAUUGGAAGAUAUGGAUUUAGAAACUGAUGUGCAUAGAAUUGGGGACGAGGAUCUGCGAGAAGAGGAAAAUAAUAAGGGUCUCAAAGGCAAGAUCAGGAUGGUCUUGAGAUGGAUAUUCUAA